This is a messenger RNA of Centrocercus urophasianus (Greater sage-grouse), 1255 nucleotides long. RefSeq names its product NADH:ubiquinone oxidoreductase subunit V3 (gene NDUFV3). The record is from RefSeq and is a predicted model, not a curated record. Gene Ontology annotation, cellular component: mitochondrion. NCBI's taxonomy places the organism in Eukaryota, Metazoa, Chordata, Aves, Galliformes, Phasianidae. Bases 1 to 1161 code for a protein of 386 amino acids. Gene Ontology annotation, biological process: mitochondrial ATP synthesis coupled electron transport. The transcript has 3 exons.
AUGGCUGGGAGCUUAAUGGCUGUGUUUUUUCAGGCGGUGCAGCUGGAGGCCUGGGGGCUCCGAGGGGCGACGCUGUGCACCCGGCCAGGAGGCUCCGGGACGCCGCCGGACAGUAUAUCUGCAAAAGAAGGUGGGAGCACACUGAAUACUAAUCCAAAGGAAGCUUCAAAACCUGAUGAAGAUCUGAGAAUGUUGAUGUCAAAAAAAACUGUGGUUGCAUUUCCUCAGCGAGUGAUUGUUUCUUCCCUUGAGGAGGCAAGACUCAGUAAAAUUGCAAAAAGAGGAGGCAUAAGGAAAGAGCUAGCUGAAGAAGAAACUUCGUCUUCAUCCAGCUCAGAUUCAGAUUCUAGCUCAGAUUCCGAAGAAGAAAAUGAUGAUGGUGAUGAGUCAGGAGUUUCCUUUAAAACCAGAGUGGAGUUUCCUAGGCGAGAUUCCAUCUUUUCUGAGACCACACCAAUAAAGACAUCACAGCUACCAAGAGUUGACUUGUUCCAGAAAGACCACAAAGAAUACGUAGCUAAGAAGAAGCCAAGCAAAAUUGAAACUGAUGUACCUACUAUCAAGAAAGUUGCAUUUUCUAAAGCAUCAGUUAGUCAUGAAACAUUAAAAUCCAAAGCAAGAGACCCAAACACAAAAUCAACUCCAAAAGAAGCAGAUCAGCAGAAGCUAGUUUUAGAACCACACUUGAAAAAAAAACAAGUCUUGACAGAUGCCACUCUGAAACCUGAUUAUUUGGAGGAAAAGUCCCCGAGAGCCCAAAUGGCAACUACUCAGCUGAAAGCUCCAUCAGUGACUCAGGAAGGCAAAAAGCAAAACCUGAUAUCUAGAAGGGAAGGAAAAAAAGUAAAGGAGACACAGAAAUCAGAAGCAGUACAGGUAGCUUCUCCUAAACAGGAAGAGGAGAUUUCUGAAAGCACAGCGUUGGUGAUGGGUACGAAGGAAGAGACUGUUCAGGAAGCAGGAGUCCAAACUGGAGAAAGCAGCACCAUAGAUGAGGCUACAGCAGCUGCUCAGCCUGCUCCAGAAGAAUUUGAUAAUUCUACCUACAAGAACCUCCAGCACCAUGAAUACAACAUCUAUACCUUCAUUGAUUUUCAUGUGGAUCUCUCAAAAUUCAGGCAACCUCAGCCAUCUUCUGGAAGACCAUCACCAAGGCACUGAAAGACCCACAAUUAAAUGCACAAGCAGAAUGAUAAAUUCUUCUAUUUAGCUCUAAUGUAUCAUCUGUAUAAAUCAAUAAAUGCAUGAUAAAUAA